Molecule: messenger RNA, 1629 nt
Organism: Impatiens glandulifera
Lineage: Eukaryota; Viridiplantae; Streptophyta; Magnoliopsida; Ericales; Balsaminaceae
Exons: 2
Coding region: 1-1629 (542 amino acids)
Source: RefSeq, a predicted model, not a curated record
AUGCUGAUCGGUCUAUUGGAGGAACGAAAGGUUAACUGGGCAAAGGCGGUGUUCAGCAACUUAAUAGAUAUGGUGGAACCGGAUUCAAACCGGUCGUGGGGAUACACCGUUCCUCUAGGUAAGAUCUUCCUUCACCUCAAUCUCGACAUCGGUCCCGGCGUCGCUGUCGCAGAACGAUGCCUCAUCAGAUCGAGGCAAUUCCUAGAAAGGAAGCAGUCGGCCCCCAGUUCCACAGAAGGCCGAAAGAAGAAAGCCACCAAGAAAGCUGCCCCAGCCAAAGCAAAGGCUGAAAGAAAAGGAAAGGAGAAAGUAACCUCCUCGGAACCGCCGCAGCAAACAGAAGAUGAGGAGUCGGCUUCCUUCUCUGAGAGAACCGAUACGGAGAAGACCGAGGAUGAUAGAACGGUCAAUGAAGCCGACAAUCCGGCCCAGAGCCCCAAUGAUGCCGAACCAAACACCAACUCUGAGACAACCGAAGGUGGAGAAGAGGGUGGAGAAGAAGGUGAUAAAGAAGCCGGUAAUGAGGACGGCGACAAAGAGAAGGAGGAGGCCGAAAAAGAAGAGGCCGAUAGGAUAUCUCGGAAACUCCUUCAGGACGUCAAAAAGCGAGCCGAGUCAAUUGAAGAACUCUACCUGGAAUGGAACGAUCACCGGUACGGCACACCGUAUAGAGAAAUUCUACCGGGCCACACAGACGAGGAGUGCAUCCAAAGAUUGGAGGAGGUAGAAGAUAUGCUCAUGAACCUUACAAACUCCAACACACUCCAAGAGGUACAAUACCGAACCUGCCUCUUAAAACCGAAGGUCCAACUACGGAAGCUAGCAACAUGCAUCCAGAAAAUUACGGAGGAGCUCGAAGGGUUGGGACAGGAAGACACCGUGGCGCCGCGGGUGUUAGCAAGGCUUGAAAAAGCCAAAGGGGAACUUACUCAAGAAAUCGAACGGCUAGAGGCCAUAUGCAGCCGGAUGAAAAUACCGGUCUAUACUCCUCCCCAGAUCGAUACGUUUCCGAAACACUGCCCAACACCUCCACAGGAGAAUGCGGCAUCCAAAGUUUCCGAUGAAAGAGCCGACCCCAACCUCACCAGGCAAUCCCCUCCUCCAGAACCGGAAGUCCCCGCUUCAGACUUUACGAAAGAAUGGGUUGAGGACCGUCUUCAAAAGCUUGAAGCCUCCACAUCAGAACUGAUUGAUAACCGCAUUCAGGAGUUUGAAGACUCCGCGGUUCAGCCGUUCAAGGAUAUAUCCAACAUAAUAUUUGAUUCGGCCAUCAAGUUCACCGAUGCCACAAGGUGUCUUCUGGAAAGAAAUCAGGAACGGUUCUCAGAAAUCGGCGAAGAUCUGCGGGAAGAGGCGGUUCUGCGCAGUAAAUGUGUUCAGCGAACUGCAAUUCUGGAAGACUUGACCUCCGAUUUAAAGAAAGACUUCGACCGGCUUGAAAGAGAAACCGAUCAACGGUUGACAUCAAUGAAUGAUGACCUGGUGGGCACAACACUCGAUCGGGUCUCCGAACUCGAGAAGACAAAUGUGGGUCUCGUGACCGAACUAAAGGCGCUCUCUGAACAGGUUGCCGAAUUGCUAAGAGUGAAGCUCUUCUUACAUGCCGUUGAUCCAAUCUGGAUCAAGUAG